This is a messenger RNA of Aspergillus heteromorphus CBS 117.55, 1038 nucleotides long. RefSeq names its product copper acquisition factor BIM1-like domain-containing protein. Lineage: Eukaryota; Fungi; Ascomycota; Eurotiomycetes; Eurotiales; Aspergillaceae. The record is from RefSeq and is a predicted model, not a curated record. The transcript has 3 exons. Bases 113 to 844 code for a protein of 243 amino acids.
GAUAAUAAUCAUUCUUGGAUUACUUGUCCUAGCGGCUUUGCGGUGAUCUCUGGAUAAGAUCCUGCUCCUGAUCUUCUAUCUUUCUUGUCCUGGUGUUUGUACCUCCCUCACGAUGAGGUCCUUCCACGAGUCGAUAUCGCGGUGGACUGUCGCCCUCACCCUGCUCUGUCUGGGUCUGGUUAAUGCCCACUCCGUCAUCACAUACCCCGGAUAUCGAGGGAACAACCUGCACACCAACGGUACCGUCGAACAGACAAACGGUCUGGGCGUCGGCUGGGAGAAUGGCUCCUAUGUCUACCCAUAUGGAAUGCAAUGGAUCUACCCUUGCGGCGGCAUGGCCACCUCUCGCAAUCGCACCAAAUGGCCCGUCACCGGCGGUGCCAUCGCUCUGCAACCGGGCUGGUUCCGCGGCCACGAGACCGCCUUUAUCUACAUCAACAUCGGAUGGGGCACCGUUCCCCCGAACAUGAGCAACCCCAUGCUCUCAGUCUUCGAGAUCACCGGCCCCGAUAACGACCCGUACCCGGGUACCAUCUGUCUCCCGCAGGUGCCCCUGCCGGCCAACACAACCGCCAGCCCCGGAGACAACGCCACCAUCCAGAUUGUCGAGGCUGCCAAGCACGGUGCUGCUCUUUACGAUUGUGUGGACAUCACCUUCGUCGAACCGGGGGAGGCCGAGGAGGUGACCCCACAAAAUUGCUUCAACUCGUCGGAUAUCGGUUUCAAGUAUGUGUUCGCCUCGAAGUCGUUGACGACCUCCGGGGCGGUGCGGCUGAGCCAUCUGGGCCUCACAGCUGUGGUACCGGUGCUGCUGAUCGUGAUGUUUGGGUUUCUCAUGAUGUGAUGUGAUGUGAUGUGAUGAUACCCGCCCUCUUUCCCCCUUCUUCCAUCUUAUUAUACCCCGAGUCUGUCGAAUCCCCCGGUAUCUGCCGAAUGAACUCAUGCUGUCUGAUUUCUGGCGUCCGGCAAUAGUGGCAUUGGUCCCGUACAUACUGCAUCAUAACUAGUUAUGUCAUGUCAUCUUACUAUUACUUACUA